AUUUUCCCCAUUGUUUUAUCCGGAAUCGGUUUGUUCGGAGUGUGUUUAGAAUGAAUCGUGAAGCAUUUAUAAUUCGCGAUUGUCACACGGUCUAAAAUUAUUAUUAGUUCAACAAAGAUCUCCAGAAAGUGACAAAGGAUUUAUGAUUUCUAAAGUCUGAUAUUUUCAUAGUAGAAUGACGGUAACAGGUGAAAAGGGAAGUGUGCCAAGUAUUAAAGAUUUCUUACCUCAAGUGUUCGCUGCUCUCUCAGGAUGCCUCUUUGCAAUAUCAGAUGGAAUGACAUACGCUUGGACAUCUCCCAUGGUGCCAUACUUAACUAGCAACAGUAGCCACAUAGAAACAAAUCACGAAGAAGCAGAAUGGCUCGAAGCUUGCUACCUAUAUGGAUCUCUCUGUGGAUUACCCCUAACUUUAUACUCAGUCAACAAAUUCGGCAGGAAGGCUUCAGUGAUAUAUGCAUCAGUGGGGGUGCUAACCUCUUGGGCACUGAUUGGUCUUGGGGACAAAAUGAUAUACCUGUUUGUCGGUAGAUUCCUCUCUGGAGCAGCUGCAGACAUGGCCUACGUAGCAUGUCCCAUGUACGUGUCGGAAUUUGCCGAUGAAAGAAUACGAGGUUUUCUCUCUGGAUUGGUCAUGGUGAUGGACCACACUGGCUCCCUUAUAAUCUACGCACUUGGCCCUUUUACACCUUACUACGUAGUGCCUGUAUUAGCUUCCACACUGGUAUCCGCCAAUAUCCUCUUACUCGUAUAUUUUAUACCAGAAUCGCCAUAUUUCCUGUUAGAAAAUAACCGAGUGGAGGAAGCUACUAAAGCUAUAAAAUUUUUUAAGUCGUAUAAAAAUAUUGAAGAAGAAGUUAAUCAAAUAUCUUUAGCCUUGGAAAGAAAGAAGAACAACAGUGGCAGCUUCAAGCACAUACUUUCGAGCAAAUAUAACCAGAUCUCUUUAACAAUUAUAGUAGCAUUAAAUUUGGUUCCCCAACUUCUAGGUUACUCAACUAUUGUGAUGAAUUUACACAUCAUCCUUGACUCUGCCCAGACUGUUCACAUCAACUCGUCUCACGCUGCUAUCCUUUAUGGUAGCAUAAUGUGGAUAGCCUCCAUUUUCUGUUCUGUAUUAGUAGACCGAUUUGGAAGAAAAUUGCUAAUCAUUAUCUCUGCUGUUGUGUCCGGAAUGUGUCUGUUCGUUUUAGCUGUCUAUUUCCACUUGCAAUACCUAGGAUUUAACGUGGUUCCUAUUGGUUGGUUGCCUAUAGCGUCAGUUAUGACGUAUGGUCUCUUUUUCAAAAUAGGCAUCGGCAUUAUUCCUCUCAUAGUCACUGCUGAAAUAGCACCAGACACUAUCAAAGCUUUCUCAGUAGCUCUUGGUGACUGCUUGUUCAUAGUUGGAGGAAUUGUCUCAGUCCAACUCUAUCAGUUUGUUACAAAGGUGACAGGAAUGUUUGUCCCAAUGUACAUAUACUUUAUAUGGGCAAUUGUCUUAAUAAUAUUUACCAUAUUCUACGUACCUGAAACCAAGGGUAAAUCAUUGGAUGAUAUACAGAAAAUGUUACGAAUAUCUGCAGCUGAAAAUCCUGAGACUGUGAACAACGAGAAGUAUACAAGAAGGAAUUCUGGAUCUGAAAUUGUGUCUUUAAGUCAUAUUUAAUGUGAUUUUAUAUAUUGUGAUACGAAAAUAUAUUAUUGUUUAUUAUUUUUAUAACUAAUAAAA
Molecule: messenger RNA, 1711 nt
Organism: Diabrotica virgifera virgifera (western corn rootworm)
Lineage: Eukaryota; Metazoa; Arthropoda; Insecta; Coleoptera; Chrysomelidae
Product: facilitated trehalose transporter Tret1-like
Exons: 3
Coding region: 176-1648 (490 amino acids)
Biological process (GO): transmembrane transport
Cellular component (GO): membrane
Molecular function (GO): transmembrane transporter activity
Source: RefSeq, a predicted model, not a curated record